Solea senegalensis (Senegalese sole) is the source of this 1403-nucleotide messenger RNA. RefSeq names its product ninjurin-2-like. Bases 247 to 714 code for a protein of 155 amino acids. The record is from RefSeq and is a predicted model, not a curated record. Gene Ontology annotation, biological process: tissue regeneration; cell adhesion. The transcript is spliced from 5 exons. Gene Ontology annotation, cellular component: membrane. NCBI's taxonomy places the organism in Eukaryota, Metazoa, Chordata, Actinopteri, Pleuronectiformes, Soleidae.
CAAAGGGAGAAUAGUGUGACACAGACAAAGAGCAAGACAGAGGCUGAAAGAGUGUAAAGUGAGAGACAGAGCGAGACAGAGACCAUGAUGGGGUGAAUGAGCCGUUUGUUUGUCCUCUGUGGCCUUGACUGGUGCUUGGUGCCUGGCAUCAGGAGUAAUUUCCUCUCAUAACGGACACUGCCAUCCGUGCAUUAGCAUUUUCGCUGCAGCAGGGGCAACAGUUGGUGCGUGAGUUUGCGUCUGAUUAUGCAGGGAAUGGGGAAGACAGAGAGAGGGGAGCAGGGCCGAGACAUUGACCUGACAUCGCUGAGAUCCACCAUGCCAGCCAGCGGCCCCCUGCAGGGAGGUCCAGCCUCAAACCUGAACAUGAACCUGUACGCCACCAAGAAGACAGCAGCCGAGGGCAUGUUGGACAUCGCUCUGUUCCUGGCAAACAUCACUCACAUGAAGACCGUCAUCGAACAGGGAGCUGGAUACAGGUACUACGCUGCUGUCCUGACGCUCAUCUCCUUCUCCCUGGGUCUGCAGAUAGUGGCUGGAGUCUUGAUCAUAAUCAUCGCACGGAAAGACCUCAACGACGAGGCCAACCACAGACGCCUGGACAGUCAGAACAACUUCCUCACCAUCCUCAUCUUCCUCAUCUUUGUGACCAACAUCUUCAUCUCUGUCAUGGGGAUGGAGAGAACGGGCCUCUUUCCCAGGAUGCAUUUCUGAUCCCGCAGGGACCUGAACGUGGUGUCCAAUCAGAAACGACUCGACUACCUGAACAACCUUGCUACAGGCGUCAUCUUUGUCGUCACGGUGGUUAACUUCUUCGUCAGCUUCUUCGGAUCGAAGAGGACCGGCUUCUUCCGCUGGCUGCUGGCUCGACUCCACUUCUGACACACACACAUACACACACACACAUUCACACAAUUCUUGUGCUUAAAAUAGUUUGUGCACUUGCAAUUUGUAAAGAAAGGUGAAAAAAACCCAACAUUAAAUUGUAUAUAUAUUAUUCAUUCAUUCAAUGAACGGUGUUGAGCAUUUGAAUCAUGCUUUCAUGCUGUAAUCCUACUAAAAUUCAUUUUAACCAACUGAACAUCUAUUUACAGUGAUUGUACAUUUGCCCAGUUGUGUGUGUUCUACUGUAGUUGCAUAUCUAUCUUUGCCAGUCACAGAAAGUGUGAGAUGGACAUAUAGUAAAUGUGUGUUUGAGAUGUGUGUGUUUGUGUGGUGUUACCCAUGUUGUGGGGACCUGAACACAGUCACACUGGUUAAUAUUGAGCUACUGCCCUCUGAAGUCACGGAGACACCACUGUCUGUGUGUCUGUGUGUCUGUGUGUGUGUCACAGGACGCCGGGACCUGAAUAACUCUGGUCUGCAGAUGCGUCUGGACUAUCUGAACAACGUAAAGACCAUUA